AAAUAUAUUUGUCUUUGGGCAGAGAGAAAGUGAGACACAGACCAAGAGAGAAGAGAGAAAUUCAUAAAAUUAAGUCUUGGAAUUGUCCAUGGACAAACAGUUAUCUGAACAAUGAUUCUAAAAAUUUUCAAAAACUCUACGGAUUCUAGGGAUUCUAGCUCAAAUAACUUCUUCAUAUUACUGUUAAAUGUAGCAAUCUCUAAUGAUGUAUCUUUGCAUUUGUUGGUGCUAAAGCAAAUUAGACCAGGUCUCCAAGUUCUAUGAUGGCGAUGAAGGUAUUGAUAUUCACCAGUCAUAUUGCACCACGAUCACGAAAAUGGUGCAUUACCUGGUGUCAUCAGUCACCUUCAGAAUAUUUGGAAUUCUGCUGAUCUUUCUGGACAUAUUUCUUAUGGCUAUAGAUCUACAUCUCCACAACAGCAAUUUUUACAUUCCUUUGGGAUACCGCUCACUUUCUUUUGCUAUUGCUUUGUUCUUCCUCGUGGAUGUUCUCCUUCGAGUGUACGUAGAAGGGAGACAGAAUUACUUUUCUGAUUUACUGAACACCCUAGACGCCGUCGUUAUUGGUGUGACCCUGCUCAUUGCGCUCACUUACGUACUUUAUGACAAGAAGUUUCUUAGAGAUAUCCCAAGAUUGGCAGUUUUAUUUCGACCUCUGCGACUUCUUAUUCUGAUAAGAAUUUUGCAGCUGGCUCACCAAAAAAGGCACCUUGAAAAGCUGACUAGGCAGCUGGUUUCCAAAAACAAAAGACGGUUCAAGAAGGAUGGGUUUGACCUGGACCUCACUUACGUUACUGAUCGUAUUAUUGCCAUGUCUUUUCCAUCAUCUGGAGGACAGUCCUUCUACAGAAAUCCAAUUGAGGAGGUUGUGCGGUUCCUUGACUCCAAGCAUCCAGACCACUAUCAAGUCUACAAUCUAUGCAGUGAGAGUGCUUAUGACCCUAAGAACUUCCACUACCGGGUCCGCAGAAUCAUGGUUGAUGAUCAUAAUGUCCCCACUCUUGAGGAAAUGUUAUUGUUCUCCAAGGAAGUAAAUGAUUGGAUGGCUCAACACCCUGAAAACAUUGUGGCGAUUCACUGUAUGGGAGGAAAAGGAAGAACGGGAACAAUGGUCUGUGCCUGCCUCAUUGCCGGUGAAAUAGUUUUAAAUGCAAAGGAAAGUCUUUACAUUUUUGGGGAGAGGCGAACAGAUAAAACCAGCAGCUCUAAGUUCCAAGGAAUCGAGACCCCUUCUCAGAAUAGAUACGUUAAAUAUUUUGAAAAACUGAAAAUCAGCUACCAAAGCAAACUCCCUCCAAGAAUACUACUGGUGAUAAAAAGAUUCAUUAUUUAUUCCAUUCAUGGUGUUGGAAAAGGUGAUGGAAGCGAUCUAGAAAUUCAAAUAAUAAUGUGGCAGGAGACUAUAUUUUCCUGUUUUUCUUCCAAAAAUUGUAUGAUAUUUCAUGAUGUUGAAACAGACAGAGUAAUAAUUGAUGUAUUCAAAUGUCCAGCUCUAUAUGAGGAUGUGAAAGUGAAAUUUCUCUGUCCGAAUCUUCCUAAAUACUAUGAUGACUGCCCCUUUUUCUUUUGGUUUCAUACAGCUUUUAUACGAAAAAACAGGCUUUAUCUACCAAGAAAUGAAUUGGAUAAUCCCCAUAAAUCAAAAACGUGGAAUAUUUACAGUUCAAAUUUUGCAGUAGAGGUGUAUUUUGAAGAGAUAUAGCCUGAGGCUGUAGAGUAGCUGUUGGAGACGUGCUAGUCCCUUCUCGGAUAGAAUCAUGUUCUUCCCAAUCCAAGCUACAUAUUUAUGUCUUCUAACCUAUGUCUUUGAUGGCAUGUCUGCAUUAUACAUAUAUAUAUGUGUGUGUGUGUGUACAUAUGUUUCUGAGAAAUAUAUUAAAUGUAUACAGGAAAAAUG
This is a messenger RNA of Peromyscus eremicus (cactus mouse), 1897 nucleotides long. RefSeq names its product phosphatidylinositol 3,4,5-trisphosphate 3-phosphatase TPTE2-like. Gene Ontology annotation, molecular function: monoatomic ion channel activity; phosphatidylinositol-3,4,5-trisphosphate 3-phosphatase activity; protein tyrosine phosphatase activity. Gene Ontology annotation, biological process: monoatomic ion transport; transmembrane transport; protein dephosphorylation. The transcript is spliced from 17 exons. Bases 317 to 1702 code for a protein of 461 amino acids. NCBI's taxonomy places the organism in Eukaryota, Metazoa, Chordata, Mammalia, Rodentia, Cricetidae. The record is from RefSeq and is a predicted model, not a curated record. Gene Ontology annotation, cellular component: cytosol; membrane.